Messenger RNA from Cyphellophora attinorum, 1002 nucleotides. RefSeq names its product Ester hydrolase-like protein. The coding region runs from base 1 to 1002 and encodes 333 amino acids. Lineage: Eukaryota; Fungi; Ascomycota; Eurotiomycetes; Chaetothyriales; Cyphellophoraceae. The record is from RefSeq and is a predicted model, not a curated record. Gene Ontology annotation, cellular component: nucleus. The transcript has a single exon. Gene Ontology annotation, molecular function: hydrolase activity, acting on ester bonds; zinc ion binding.
AUGACCCUUCCAGUCGAGAAACUCGAGCUAUCCUCAACGACGCUCGCAGACCUCGCAUCCGUCAUCUCCUCCGGUCUGCGCAACAGCUUCUCCCGCUCCUCAUGCACUGUCACCAUCACUGCAGACCUCCGCCUGCCACCCUACCACCUCGCCGCCCCCGGCCUGUCCGGCUCCCCCCGCGUUGUCGACAUCGGCUCGCCGCCAUCUCCGCCCACCCAACCUCACCAAAAAAUACGACCUCCUCUCCAUCGCCAAACUGAUCGACCUCCCGCAAUCCCAAGGGCUGCUCAUCGGCGCCGGCGCGGCCCAUUUCACACGGUCGGCAAGAAUUGCGAACUUGCGCCGAAUAUCGCUUACUCGGACGGUGGUCGCAAGGUGGUGAAUCGGACGCACUAUACCAAAUUGGAGCCUGGGUCUGAUGGUUCGCUUGUUCCGCAAUGCUUGCAGAUUGAGGAGGAGAGCACGGGCUUCGCACUAAUGGCGAACCUUUACGGCAGCCAAGGCCUCCCCGGCGAAGCCCUGCACAUCACCGCCACAGCCCGUACAGGCUCACACGCCAGCUUCACGGACGCGAUUCAGGAUGCUAUUCGCGAGCACUACGGUCCCGACCAUCCGUUGAUCAGCUUGGGAGGCGUCUUUGUGCUCAAGCGCGGCAAAGCAAAUUUCCACGUCAUGCCCGAUUUCCCAGGUCCAAAGGAACCUGAAUUGGACAGCGAUGAAGCGAUUGCCAAGUGGUUGCGAUACUUCGACUUCGAGGCGCCGGUAGUGGCAUUGAGCGUUCUGCAUACGUGUGGUGAGGACGUGGUCAAGGAGCUGGGGUUGAGGGUCGAGCAUAGUCAUUGCUUUUCGGAGGCGGAGGAUGGGUCAAAGGACCAAGGGACUGGGAGAGGAGGGCAUUAUCACUACGAUGUGGAUGAGACGAAGGACGUUGUGGAGUAUGAGGGGUGGUUCAACGUUGCGGAGUGGGUUUAUAGGGUUGAUCGACCGGGGCCGGAGGUUUGA